Messenger RNA from Elaeis guineensis (African oil palm), 9391 nucleotides. NCBI's taxonomy places the organism in Eukaryota, Viridiplantae, Streptophyta, Magnoliopsida, Arecales, Arecaceae. The record is from RefSeq and is a predicted model, not a curated record.
CCCCAUCCUAGCUUAUCACCCUCUCCUUCUUCCCCCUCUCCCUUGCCACUCUGUGAUCCCCUCUCCAUGCUUCGCUUCUCGUAAUCCAGAUGAAUUCUUUGAUCUAGAAGGAAACAAUGGAAGAGGAUCUACACAAACCAACCGAAGUCUCCCCGCCGGCCACCUCGUCGCAGACCCCGGCAUCCAGCGGGUCCUUCCCCCCGGCCGGCAGCUCCCCUGCGGGCCCAACUCCCGACGACGACCUCUUCGAGGCCGUCUCCCUCGGAGAUCCCGAUCGUCCCGCCCUUGAUCCGUCCACCGCCGACGGUGCCCAUGCCGUCGACUCCGUCCGCUCCUCCACCUCUGACAACCUGAACCGCACGUCCGGCGCCGACGCCGUCUCUAAUUCCUCCCCCGUUGCUGCGGCCGCCGCCGCCGCCGCGGAGCUCCGCGCCUCCCUCUCCCCCGACAUGCAAACUUCUCCGCCCUACAGCCCCUCCGGCUCGGCUCUCAGGCCGUCGCCCUCCUUGGGCAGCUUUGAUUCCUACACAUCCCCUGUUGGAUCGCCGCUGAAGCCGAGAGUGAAGCCGGCGAUGCCAGACAUUUCCCCGGAGCUUGUGCAUCUGGUUGACUCUGCCAUAAUGGGGAAGGCGGAGAGCAUCGAGAAGCUCAAAUCAGUAGUGUCGGAUGGUGGCGGCGGCGAUGUCGGGGACGUGUCGAGAUCUGUGGUUGAUGCGCUGCUUGUUACCAUGGGAGGUGUGGAAGGCCUUGAUGAGACUGGAGGCGGUGCGCCUGCAAAUCCUCCGAGUGUGAUGUCCAGUUCGAGGGCUGCGGUAGUUGCUGCGGAGCUCAUCCCUUGGUUCCCCUGGCAAGGAGACUCGGAGACCCAUAUGUCUCCGAGAACAAGAAUGGUUAAAGGUUUGCUUUUAAUUUUGCGAGCGUGCACCAGAAAUCGCGCAAUGUGCUCAGCUGCGGGAUUGCUUGGAAUAUUGCUGCAAUCAGCAGAGAAAAUAUUGGUCGAUUCCGUUGAUCGGGUAUCCUGGGAUGGGACGCCAUUGUGCCAAUGCAUUCAGGUUUUAGCAGGGCAUUCGUUGAGUGUGAUCGAUCUUCACCACUGGCUUGGAGUGGUGAAGAAGACACUCAAAACUGACUGGGCAGUGCCGCUGAUGCUAGCACUGGAGAAGGCCAUGCAGAGCAAGGAGGCGCGUGGCCCGGCUCACUCAUUUGAAUUUGAUGGUGAGAGCUCUGGCUUGCUUGGUCCUGGGGAGAGCCGGUGGCCUUUCUCCAAUGGAUAUGGAUUUGCCACAUGGAUAUACAUUGAGUCAUUUGCUGACACUCUCAACACAGCGACUGCUGCUGCUGCCAUUGCUGCAGCAGCUGCUGCGUGGUCAGGGAAGACAUCUGCUGUGUCAGCGGCAGCUGCAGCAAGUGCACUUGCAGGGGAGGGUACCACUCAUAUGCCAAGGCUUUUUAGCUUUCUGUCCUCUGAUAACCAUGGUUUGGAGGCCUACUUUCAUGGCCAGUUCUUGGUAGUGGAGGUUGGUGGUGGGAAAGGUAAAAAGGCUUCUUUACAUUUCACGUAUGCAUUCAAGCCACAGACUUGGUAUUUUGUUGGGUUAGAACAUACUUGCAAGCAGGGUUUGCUUGGAAAGGUGGAGAGUGAAUUGAGAUUGUAUGUAAAUGGGAACUUGCAUGAGAGCCGUGCUUUUGAGUUUCCACGGAUCUCGAAGCCAUUGGCUUUUUGCUGCAUAGGGACAAAUCCACCACCCACGAUGGCUGGUCUCCAACGGCGUCGGAGGCAGUGCCCCUUGUUUGCAGAGAUGGGGCCGGUUUAUAUCUUCAAGGAACCCAUUGGGCCAGAGAGGAUGGGUCGACUGGCUUCAAGGGGAGGAGAUGCACUGCCUUCUUUUGGAAAUGGUGUGGGUUUACCCUGGUUGGGAACAAAUGAACAUGUGAGAAGUCUGGCAGAAGAGAGCUUGAAGUUGGAUGCUGAGAUUGGAGGAAGCUUGCAUCUUCUCUACCACCCCAGCUUGCUGAGUGGGCGUUUCUGUCCAGAUGCAUCUCCUUCUGGUGCAGCAGGUGUUCACCGGAGACCUGCUGAGGUCCUCGGGCAAGUUCAUGUUGCUUCUCGAGUACGCCCGGCAGAAUCUUUAUGGGCCUUAGCAUCUGGGGGUCCAUUGGCUUUACUUCCUCUGACAGUCAGCAAUGUGCAGAUGGAUAGCCUGGAACCUGUAAUUGGUGAUUUUCCUUUGUCUCUUGCGACAACUUCACUCUCUGCCCCUAUUUUCAGAAUUAUCUCCAUUGCAAUUCAACAUCCUGGAAAUAAUGAGGAGUUAUGUCGAGCACGAGCACCUGAGCUUUUGUCAAGAAUUUUACAUUAUCUUCUGCAAACUCUAUCAGCACUGGAACUUGGAAAACAAAAUGGAUUGAGUGACGAGGAAAUUGUUGCAGCAAUUGUGUCCCUAUGUCAAUCACAGAAAAAUAAUCAUAAACUUAAAGUGCAGCUUUUUAGUACGUUGCUGUUAGAUUUGAAGAUGUGGAGUUUGUGCAAUUAUGGUUUACAGAAGAAGCUUCUGUCUUCACUUGCAGACAUGGUGUUUACAGAAUCAUUGGCCAUGCGGGAAGCCAAUGCCCUGCAAAUGCUUCUUGACAGCUGCAGAAGGUGCUAUUGGGUUAUUCGUGAAAAAGAUUCUGUUGAUACUUUUUCGCUUCAUGGUGCACCGAGACCUAUGGGUGAAGUGAAUGCCCUGGUUGAUGAGCUCUUAGUGGUUAUUGAGCUUUUAGUAGGAGCAGCAGCAUCUUCAUUGGCUGCCGAUGAUGUCCGUUGCUUGAUAAGUUUCAUUGUUGACUGUCCGCAACCUAAUCAGGUUGCGAGAGUGCUGCACCUAAUCUAUAGACUGGUUGUGCAGCCUAAUACAUCUAGGGCUCACACAUUUGCGCAAUCAUUUAUAUCUUGUGGUGGGAUAGAAACGCUUCUUGUUCUUUUGCAACAAGAAGCCAAAGCUGGUAAUCAUAAUAUUUUGGAUAAUUCUAGUGUAUCUCAUGCUGAUAAUGCAUCCCAGGCAUCUGGGGAUGUGUCCGGGUUGGGAACUACCAGUGGUGAACCAAAAAGCCAGGAUGAUGAACCAGAAUCUCUUGAACAGAAGGAAUCUUGUUCCCCUGAAGAGGGCUCAAAAUCUGGGUCAUCAAGUACUUACAAUGGUUCUUCUAAGGUAUCUUUGGGCAUGAAUAUUGAAAGAAUGGCAUCUGCUUCUGAUAACCAACUUUUAAAGAAUUUGGGUGGCAUUAGUUUCUCAAUAAGUGCUGACAGUGCUAGGAACAAUGUAUAUAAUAUUGACAAUGGUGAUGGAAUUGUAGUGGGGAUAAUCACCCUAUUGGGUGCUCUUGUCGCAUCAGGUUAUCUCAAAUUUAACUCAAAUGCUGCUUCUUCAAGUUUGUCUAGUAACAUUCUGACUAUUGCGGGUGCUGAAGAAGGGAGUACCAUGUUUGAAGACAGAGUUGCUUUGUUACUUUUUGCAUUACAAAAAACGUUUCAAGCAGCUCCACAAAGGCUUAUGACCACCAAUGCGUAUAUGGCUUUAUUGGCAGCAACAACAAAUGUUUUGUCAACUGAUGAUGGCCUGAACAUAUAUGAUUCUGGUCACCGCUUUGAGCAUCUCCAACUUUUGUUGGUUCUUCUCUGUUCGCUUCCCUAUGCAUCCAGGGCAUUCCAGGUUCGAGCUAUACAGGAUCUUCUGUUUUUGGCUUGCAGUCAUCCAGAAAAUAGAAGUAGUCUUACUUGCAUGGCAGAAUGGCCUGAGUGGAUAUUGGAGGUUCUAAUAUCUAAUUAUGAGAUGGGUUCAAGCAAAGAUUCAAAUUGUGUAAGCAUGACUGAGAUAGAAGACCUCAUACACAACUUUCUCAUAAUUGUAUUGGAGCAUUCAAUGCGGCAAAAAGAUGGAUGGAAGGAUGUAGAAGCAGCAAUUCAUUGCGCAGAAUGGCUGUCAAUGGUUGGGGGAUCUAGUACAGGGGACCAACGAGUCAGACGUGAAGAGGCAUUACCUGUCUUCAAAAGAAGGCUGUUGAGCGGCUUGUUAGACUUUGCUGCUAGGGAGCUUCAAGUUCAGACUCAAGUUAUUGCAGCAGCAGCUGCUGGUGUUGCAGCUGAGGGGUUGUCACCACAAGAAGCUAAAGCACAAGCAGAAAAUGCUGCUCAUCUUUCAGUUGCAUUAGCUGAGAAUGCAAUUGUAAUUCUGAUGCUUGUAGAAGAUCACCUGCGGUUACAAGGGCAGCUAUUUUGCACUCCCAAGUCAGUUGAUGGCCAUGGAUCUCCUGCUGCAGUGACAUCAUCCACUGUUAGUCACUCAAAUUCUGUAGGUAGAACUGGCAGUGAAUCUAUGGAUACCGUUGGAUCCAGGAGGACAUCAUUGUCCAGUGAUACUGGUGGCCUUUCCCUUGAUGUCCUUGCUUCUAUGGCUGAUGCAAACGGCCAAAUUUCUGCAGCAGUUAUGGAGCGCCUUACUGCAGCAGCUGCAGCAGAGCCUUAUGAAUCUGUUCGCUGUGCAUUUGUAUCUUAUGGGAGCUGUGUUUUAGAUCUAGUUGAGGGUUGGAAUUAUAGGAGCAGAUUGUGGUAUGGUGUUAGCCUUCCCACAAAAGCAACAGCCUUUGGUGGUGGGGGAAGUGGUUGGGAAUCUUGGAGAUCUGCUCUGGAGAAGGAUUCAAAUGGGAACUGGAUUGAACUUCCAUUAGUGAAGAAAUCAGUUGCCAUGCUGCAGGCACUUCUGUUAGAUGAAUCUGGAAUUGGUGGUGGUCUUGGUAUUGGAGGUGGAUCUGGCACUGGGAUGGGAGGAAUGGUAGCACUCUACCAGCUGUUGGACAGUGAUCAGCCAUUUUUAUGCAUGCUUCGGAUGGUACUUUUGUCUAUGAGGGAGGAUGACAAUGGUGAAGAUGACAUUUUCAUAAGAAGCAUAAGCAUAAAAGAUGGCAUAUCAGAAGGGUUGAGUUAUCAAGCUGGGAACACCAAGCCAUUAGAUAGCAAUAAUCGCUUGUCAACAAGGAAACCUCGCUCAGCACUUCUUUGGAGUGUACUUGCACCAAUUUUGAACAUGCCAAUAUCUGAAUCAAAGAGACAAAGGGUGUUGGUUGCAUGUUCUGUCCUGUACUCUGAGGUAUGGCAUGCCAUUGGCAGGGACAGAGAACCUCUUAGAAAACAGUAUGUUGAGGCAAUUUUACCACCAUUUGUCGCCAUUCUAAGACGGUGGCGACCCCUCUUGGCUGGGAUUCAUGAGCUUACUUCCUCAGAUGGUCAAAAUCCCCUCAUUGUUGAUGAUUAUGCUUUGGCAGCAGACACACUGCCAGUGGAGGCCGCUCUUUCAAUGAUAUCACCUGGCUGGGCUGCUGCUUUUGCAUCACCUCCUGCUGCAAUGGCAUUAGCAAUGAUUGCUGCAGGUGCUGGUGGUGGAGAAACUGUGACAUCUGCAAGUACUCCACUUAAGCGUGACACAUCAUUGCUUGAGCGCAGAACAACUAGACUGAAUACAUUUUCAAGCUUCCAGAAGUCUCCUGAUACACCUAACAAAUCUCCACCAGGACCAAAGGAUAAAGCAGCUGCAAAGGCAGCUGCAUUGGCUGCUGCUCGUGAUCUGGAGCGUAAUGCCAAGAUUGGCUCUGGAAGAGGUCUUAGUGCUGUAGCAAUGGCAACAUCAGCACAAAGGAGGAGUGCAAGUGAUUUUGAGCGUGCAAAGAGAUGGAACAUAUCUGAAGCCAUGGGUGCUGCCUGGACAGAAUGCCUUCAAUCAGUUGAUUCAAAAUCAAUAUCAGGGAGGGAUUUCUUUUCUGCAUUGUCCUAUAAAUAUGUUGCAGUCCUUGUAACAAGCUUUGCUUCAGGAAGAAACAUGCAGCGCAUGGAGAUGGAUAGGCGUGCACAAGUUGAUGUAUUAGAUAGAUAUCGUGUAUCCACUGGGACUCGUGCAUGGAGGAAGCUUCUUCGUUGCCUAAUAGAGAUGAGUGGGCUUUUUGGACCUUUUGGAGAUUUCCUAUCUAAUCCUGAGCAUGUUUUUUGGAAAUUAGAUCUUACAGAAAGUUCUUCAAGGAUGAGAAGAUUUUUGAAGAGAAAUUACAGGGGAUCUGACCAUUUGGGUGCAGCUGCUGAUUAUGAAGAUCGAUUGCAUGUUAAAUAUGGUGAAGAAUCAGAUGUAUGUAGUGCUGAUCCUGAUGCUUCAUUGACUACCAACCUUUCUUCCACAGCUUCCAUUAUAAUACCAGAGGCAAUGUCAGCGGAGGAAAGGAAUGAAGACGAUGAGCAGAUGGAAAAUGAGAGCACUGAGAACAGUAUGGCCAACCAGAGGCUUUCUUCAGCUGCAGAUCAAUCUUCAAAGGCACCGUUAGAUUCUAGAAUUUCUGGAGCUUCUGGUGAUCAAAAUUUGGUUCAAUCCACAUCAGUGGUUGCUCCUGGGUAUGUUCCCAGUGAAACUGAUGAAAGAAUUAUUUUUGAACUAGCUUCACUGAUGGUCCGGCCUUUGAAGGUUGUACAUGGAACCUUCCAAAUAACAACAAAGAGAAUCAAUUUCAUAAUUGAUGAGCACACCAAGGAUACUUCAAUGGAGGAUUCUGUGGCUGCUUGUUCUGAAGAGCAGGACAAGGAUCGAAGCUGGUUGAUAUCAUCCCUUCAUCAAAUGUUCAGUAGAAGGUAUCUUUUAAGAAGGAGUGCUUUGGAGUUGUUUAUGGUGGACCGGUCAAAUUUUUUCUUUGACUUUGGGAGUAUGGAAGGACGCAAGAAUGCCUACCGUGCUAUUGUUCAAGCUCGGCCUCCUCACCUAAAUAAUAUAUAUCUGGCUACACAGAGACCUGAACAAAUUCUCAAAAGAACUCAGCUCAUGGAACGUUGGGCAAGGUGGGAGAUUAGCAAUUUUGAGUAUUUAAUGGAACUCAACACUCUGGCUGGGCGCAGUUACAAUGACAUCACCCAGUAUCCCGUUUUCCCAUGGAUCCUGGCAGAUUAUUGUUCAAAGACAUUGGAUCUUGGGGAUCCUGCUUCAUACAGAGAUCUUUCAAAGCCAAUUGGUGCAUUGAAUCCUGAAAGACUAACGAAGUUCCAAGAGAGGUACUCCAGCUUUGAUGAUCCAGUUAUCCCCAAGUUCCAUUAUGGUUCGCAUUAUUCUAGUGCUGGAACGGUCUUGUACUACCUCGUUAGAGUGGAACCAUUUACUACUCUUGCUAUUCAACUGCAAGGCGGAAAAUUUGACCAUGCUGAUCGCAUGUUUUCUGAUAUUAGCAGUACUUGGAAUGGUGUCCUUGAGGACAUGAGUGAUGUGAAAGAGUUGGUCCCAGAGAUGUUUUACCUCCCUGAGGUACUAACUAAUGUGAACUCAAUUGAUUUUGGGACAACACAACUUGGAGGAAAGCUGGAUUCUGUCAACUUGCCUCCUUGGGCUGACAGCCCUGUUGAUUUUAUCCACAAGCAUCGGAUGGCUCUUGAGAGUGAGCAUGUAUCGGCUCAUCUGCAUGAAUGGAUAGACCUUAUAUUUGGAUACAAGCAAUGUGGAAAAGAAGCUGUGGCAGCGAAUAAUGUUUUUUUCUACAUCACUUAUGAAGGGACAAUUGACAUUGAUAAGAUUGCAGACCCAGUGCAACGACGUGCAACACAAGACCAGAUCGCAUACUUUGGACAAACCCCAUCUCAGUUAUUGACUGCUCCGCACUUGAAGAAAAAACCACUUUCAGAUGUGUUGCACUUACAGACAAUAUUUCGGAAUCCUACUGAAGUUAGACCUUAUGUGGUUCCAAAUCCAGAACGCUGCAAUGUUCCUGCUGCUGCUAUUUUAGCAUCACAUGAUUCCAUUGUAGUUGUUGAUGUAAAUGCACCUGCAGCAAAUGUAGCAUUGCACAGAUGGCAACCGAAUACUCCUGAUGGCCAUGGAACACCUUUCCUGUUUCAACAUGGGAAAACUUCUGCAAGUUCCACAGGUGGAGCGCUCAUGCGCAUGUUCAAAGGGUCAGGGGGAUCUGGUACGGAAGACUGGCAAUUCCCUCGGGCAUUAGCAUUUGCUGCAUCUGGAAUAAGAAGUUCAGCUGUUGUUGCAAUAACAUGUGACAAAGAAAUUAUCACUGGUGGGCAUGCUGAUAAUUCUGUCAAAUUGAUAUCCUCUGAUGGAGCGAAGACUAUUGAAACUGCAGCAGGACAUUGUGCACCUGUUACUUGUCUAGCUCUCUCUCUGGACAGUAAGUAUCUGGUUACAGGUUCACGUGACACGACAGUAAUACUUUGGAUAGUCCAUCGGAUAUCUCCUUCACACAUGAAUAGUGUUUCAGAAUCUUCCUCAACUACACCUGCAACUCCGACGAGUCCUAAUGCAGUUGUUAGUAGCUCAAACAGUAUCCCAGAAACUAGGAGGCGCCGGAUUGAAGGGCCUAUGCAUGUAUUAAGAGGUCAUCUUGGGGUAGUAACAUGCUGUUCUGUUAGUUCCGACCUAGGCAUUAUUGCUUCCUGCUCAAACACAUCUGGUGUUCUUCUGCAUUCAUUGAGGAGAGGUCAGUUGAUGCGAACGUUAGAUGUUAGGGGAGUCCAUGCAGUCUGCCUCUCAUCUGAAGGAGUUGUGUUAAUUUGGAACAAGUCGGAGAAAAAGCUUUCCACCUUUACAGUCAACGGGAUCCCCAUUUCUACAACAAUUCUAUCACCUUUUUCUGGCACAAUUAGUUGCCUUGAGAUUUCUAUUGAUGGAAAAAAUGCUUUAAUUGGGACCUGUUCUUGUAGAGAUGAUGACCAAAAAGAAGAGGGUGCUUCAAAAGGUGAUUCACAAUUGAAUAUGCCCAAAUGUAAUGCAACUAGUUCCCUUCCAAAUGAAGCCACUGCUGAGCAAAGACUCACCAUUCCUGUGCCUUCAAUUUGUUUCCUUAAUUUGCAUACUCUGAAGGUAUGUCAUACCUUGACACUAGAAGAAGGUCAAGAUAUUACUGCUAUAGCUCUAAAUAAGGAUAACACCAAUCUUUUGGUUUCAACAGCAGAUAAACAGCUCAUAGUCUUCACGGAUCCUGCUUUAAGCCUGAAGGUAGUGGAUCAGAUGCUUCGGCUUGGUUGGGAAGGUGAUGGGCUGCUUCAAUGAUGAGCAAGUGCAAGAUGAUUAGUAAAAUUUUUGGAACUUUGGUCAAUCUUGGCCUGCUGUGGAUCAAUCAUACAACUUAGAAGCAAAGAGUAGGUUGAUAUAGUGUCUAAAAUGUUGUUCGAAGCAGGGGAAGGAAUGAAGGAAUCAGUUGCUAUUUUUUCUUUCAUUUUUACAUUUUUGUAUAAUCUUAUUCUUUUAUAUAUAAAAAAAAAAUCAGUUUUGUGAUAAUUUCCCUCUUUACUUUUAUUUUCCUAGAAUUUCUAGCCAUUCUAACAAUUGGAAUGCAGUUUAAGCGUACAAUUGAGAUAAUGCACUUUACUUGCUUUAGAUUA